Messenger RNA from Lytechinus pictus (painted urchin), 6334 nucleotides. Its product is annotated as SNF-related serine/threonine-protein kinase-like. The coding region runs from base 26 to 1921 and encodes 631 amino acids. The record is from RefSeq and is a predicted model, not a curated record. Gene Ontology annotation, cellular component: chromosome passenger complex; kinetochore; spindle midzone. NCBI's taxonomy places the organism in Eukaryota, Metazoa, Echinodermata, Echinoidea, Temnopleuroida, Toxopneustidae. The transcript is spliced from 6 exons. Gene Ontology annotation, molecular function: protein kinase activity; ATP binding. Gene Ontology annotation, biological process: regulation of cytokinesis; protein phosphorylation; mitotic spindle organization.
AUGGAGCCUUGGCGUGCUUCUCUACAUGCUGGUGUGUGGGGAACCCCCCUUUAAUGAAACUAACGACAGUGAGACAUUGACGAUGAUCAUGGAUUGUAAAUAUCUCAUGCCAGAUUAUUUAUCCAGGGAAUGUCAAAGCUUGAUAACUCGCAUGUUGGUACGCGAACCAGCCAGUCGUGUGACGCUGCGAGAUAUAGAGAAUGAUCCCUGGCUCGAGCACGGCAGGAGGGCAAGGAGACCUUCGGAUCCCAUCAUCACCAGGGAGCAGAUCUCUGAACAACUCCAUAAUAGUAUCCUGGACAUCAUGCUCAACGGCAAACUGGCCGAGAAGACUGCCAUAUUAGAGUCUGUGGAGAAGGACUGCUAUGAUCAUCUGUCUGCAACCUACUUCCUUCUGGCAGAGCGCAAGCUGAAGAAGCAGAAAGAAGAGAGGCUCAAGUUCUCGGCCAGUGACCUGAGAAAGGCCAUGAUCUCUGGUCAACCUAAUCAAAGUGCGGGAGGUCAAAGGAGAGCCCAAGAAGAUGUUCCACAUCCAAGCUCUAUGCCUGGCGUCAACAACAACAGCAAACAGACUGGCCAAGCCCCGCCCUCCACCACGCCGCCAGCCUCCAAGCCCGUUGCUAUACCAGGGGCUGGUGCAGUAGGAAGCAAGCAUGACAGCCGUAGCCUGGAUGACUCGCCCCUAUCUAAUAGUCCUAGAAGACAUCUUAUAGAGAGGGAACAUCUAACCAUCCAUCCCAGGCAUGGUCGAAGUAUUGUCAAGGAGGGCCUGGGCUCACUAGAUGAGGACGAGUAUCAACAUCUUGCCGAAGACGAGGAAGUAGAUGGACAGGAGAGCCAGGACGGCCAUCAAGAUCACCAAGACCCUGCAGCAUCAUCCACCUCGGAAGGCUGUGGCAAGGAUACAGGAGGGAACGGAGGCAGUAGGCAAUCUCUCAACAGCAACAGACAGGCCCUCCAGUCAAAGAUAUGCACAUCAGUACUGAACCAAAUUACAGAGGAAGAAGAUGAGUAUGAAUCUGAUGAGGACAGAGGGGCAUUACGGAGGUUACCUUCGCGUGACAACAGACAACCAAAGACUUCCUCGAGUAGCAAGGACAAUGUACGACAAAUCAAACCCAGCAGUAAAAAGUUCACGCCUCCAUCACGAGGGGGUUACAGCUCCUCGGACGCCAGCGACGACGAUUCAGAAUCCCGAAGAAGAUCAGACAGGUUCGAUUUGCCCAACCCUACAACCCAUCGGAGGGGGAGCAAGGAUGGCCCUCCAAGCUCAGGGAGCGAAGGUGGAGGAGGAUCACAUAAUACCCAUGGAGGUGGUGGUGGUGGUGGUGGUAGUACUGGCGGAGGGAGUAAUAAGCAGAAUGGUAAGGCUGGCAAGGGUAAUGAUUCUGGUGGUGCAAAUGGCAACAACACGUCCGGUGGAGGUACUAAAGGUUCUGGGAAAGAGCGCAAAAAGAGCAAUGAACUUCGUGAAAGUCUAAAAAUGAGCAAUCUCAGUGUGAACUCCUCGAACUCGUCGAGCUCGUACAGCAUAAGCAAAUACGCCAUUGACCCGGCUAACAACACGCCGAGUGAUUCCGACGAUCCCAACGCAGAGUCCAAGACAUGGUCGCGGAAAAACAACCUGCGCAAGGACCACGUGACUCGGUCGGACAGUAACCUCUACAUCAUUCCAAAGAACGGAGAGAAGCCCAAGCACAUUCACACGUCACCGUCCAAAACCAGUCUGAAGAGAGAUAGUUCCAAUCUAAGUGAGAAACUCAACUUGGAUCUCAACAGUAACAUGCCCCGGCGAACCUCAAGAGAGAACAGAGACAUUCGUAAAAAGCGCAAUCGAAUCGCAAGCGCCAACGGUCAAGGGGGCAGAGGUAAGAAGGACCCGAACAAGAAAGUGGAGAGCAACUGCUGUCGUCUCAUAUAAUGUUUUAUCAUUUGGCAGAAUGUGUUUGCUGUAUGUCUGAAUGGAAUAUAUCUUGUUUCCAAUAUUAGUCAAUAUAACUUGCGGAGAUUGAAGCAACUAGGUAUAGAAUUAUAAACGGACUUCAUGAAUCUGUUUUGAUAUCCUGUUUUUAGUGUAGUGUACUCAGGACUGUUGAUGUUACCAUUAUUUCCCUUGUUAGGUGUUUACAACCUCGCAGUACAAUUCUGCUGGCUCCAAAAUCCUCGUAUUUACAAUAUUGUGGUUUGUUGGUGAAUGCAUCUUCUAAUAAACUUAAUUUUUGAAGGAUCAGCAUGGUAUGUGAUGUACUCCUUCUAUCACAGCAUCUCAUCCAGGGCAAUAUUUGGGAUUUUGGGCAAUUUAAAGAUAGCAUGCAAUUAAUUCUGCUUUUUCCCUUCUCCAUUUUUUUAAACCUUGUCAUAGCUACUUACAAUAAAUUAAGAGUUUAUGCAGACAUGAAUUUAUUUGAAUUGAAGCAGAACACUUGAUUACAGGGCUCUUUACCCAAAACAUAACAAUUGAUCAUACGACUUCAUGAUCGAUAAGAUUGAUAAUUAUGUGCAAUUAGUUGUAAAUAUCAAUUAUAUGAUUAAAUAUUAGGGUUGGUGUUGUAGCAUCCCAAUCAGUUUUGAGGUUUGAGAAGAAUAAUCAGACAUUCACUUCGCAUGAAAUAACUUGAAAUCAAAUUAGCUAUGUGGUAUCUAGAUAUGACUCUGCCCCAUAUUUUUAUGUACAAGUCCAGAAAUGCAGUUAAAUUUCAUUUUCAUCAAAAGUGCUAUUGCCAUGCAUAUUUUAAUCAGAUAUGAAUGACAUAUUCAUACAUCCCUCUGUAGACAAGUCCUUCGAAUCAAGUCCUUUGAAAUGAUAAUCUUGAUCACAUAGCAGUUUAGUUUUAUAUACAAAUACUACAAUGUGAAUUACAUGUGUGUAAAAAGGCCAGCACAAUGCUGCAUUUUAUCAGGGGAUCAUUUCUCUUUGUAUAUUUUGAUUUUUUUUUUGUAAAACAAGUAUUAAAGUUUUACAUUUUAUCACCCAUUUUCUGUUGCAUCUGCAAACUUUUAAAACAAAAAUUUCAUUGUAUUUUUUUUUUCAAUUUGAACUUUUUAUCAGCUAUUUUCUAUGAUAUCUUGCAAAAUGACAUGGUAUAUAAUUUAAAAAUAAAAUCAAUUUACAGACCAUUAUAUAACUAUUCCAAUCCUGUAUUAUUGAUUUUUACUCCAUAAAUGGUAUUACAGCUUAGUCAAAUAUAUUUCAGAGUGGUAAUCAUUAUUGAUGUACCUUGAAUUCAGAUUUUUCUGAAACCCAGGAGAGUACGAGUUCAAUUUCUCUUUCAGUUUGAAGGGGUUCUCUGGGCUGAAAAUAAUCAAGUAAAAUUCACUGAGCUAAAUGCUGGAAAUAUCAUAUCUGGUAACAAGUAACAAAGUUAUUGAAUUUUAAAGUUAAGGAAUAUUUUGUGAAAACAGUUAUAAGGACAUCAUCAUGAAUGUUCAUUAGGUGGGCUGAUGCUGCCACAUCUCCAAUUUCCUUUUUCUUAUGUUUAUUCUUUUGUUAUUACAUGAAAUCAUAAUUUUUUCAUUUUUUUAUACAUGUGUGGAUCAUAUGUCUCUCUUAUGAUAAAACAAGCUGCAGCAUCAUUUUUUUUAGUUCUUAGAGGAAAAAAUUGAAUAAACAUAAUUUCGUGUAAUAAAUACAAAGGAACCAGUGGGGAUAUGACAUCAUCCGUUCCUCAUUGAAUAUUCAUGCAGACAUUCAUAGAACUGUUUCACCAAAAUAAUGCAAAUCUUUAAAAUAUCAUAACUUUGUUAUUCCUUGUCCACUUUUGAGUGUUUUGUUUGUCUGAUUUUUCUUUAUCUGUUCAAAUCAUAUCAUGUUUCAGCCUGGAGUACCCCUUAUAGUAAAUUUGAAUAUAGAAUAGGAUAAGUAUCAUUUUUAAAUGGUUUGUUUCGAUAAGUCAAAUAGAUUAUGGGCAAAUUUUGAGUUUUUUAUCAUGAGUAAAACACUCCCCAUUUGCACAGUACUCAGAUGUUUAUAUUUCCUCAAGAUAUUGAUCAUAUCUUCCUCCGGACUUAUUGAUAUUCCGACAUAGUUUGGUCAAAUCUACGCCAUUAUCUGCGAACGGGAAAAUUAAUGUUGACGGAAUUAAUGUACAUAAGAUACAGCUUCGGGAGUUUAUUUUGUUAGGAUACUGAUCACAACUUCAUCGUGUAAUGUUUUUAUUUGAGUUUGCUCAAUUUUGGGUGUAUUUCUGUGUUCUUUUAAGCAGUCUAAUUUGGGAUCAGUAGGGUGAAGUGAUGUGUUUGGAUGAAAAAUGAUUGUGAAGGGAUAACAUCAGUCUGGAAUCCUGUUCACUUUUAAAGAGGCUGGAAAGUUUCUUUUCUUGUCACACUUCAAUGAACUUCCAUUGGCAUUGGAAUAGAUACAGGAAACCAUAUUCAUGAUGUAUGAUAUUUAAUUUUUUUUUUAUUUAUUUACUUACCAUAUAUUCACAUGUUUACAGGUUAUAAUGAAAGAAAUGGCAGAAAAUUUACUCAUAUGAAACAUACAUGUAUACUAGAAUUUGAAAUAGUAAAAUGGACCAGAAAAUAGCACAGGUGCUAGCUAGGCCUAGCCCCACAUUUAAGAAACUUUUGUGUUGUGAAAUAAGUUUUGUUGAUUUUUAGACAGACAUUGUGAUGAAUUACUUCAAUAUGAAUUGAGAUUCUCAUCAACAAUUUGUAGUAGAAGCCAAAUGUAAUAGAAUUAAAGAAUGGUGACAUUUGAAGGCAUUUGCUAGCUUUGCUAACAGCUGAUUAAAAAAAUUAUCAAACUAUGAUGAAACAUGUGUACGAGUACAUAUAUUCGAACUGAAAAGAACCUGAAAACAACCAUUAUUGAGAAUGAAAAGAUUAAAGUACAAAACAAUCCACAAUAUUAUAUAAUUUGGCUUCUUCGAGACCUUAAGAGAACACAUAUAGUAUAUGUGAUGAAAUUAAGGUGGCAUUUCCAGUCACUUCAUAUUUCACUUUUUUGAAGCACUAAAUAAUGAUUUUCCAACAGGAUUUUUUCAAACAUAUCACUCACAUGUGAAGAGUCGGACCUUGCAGAUCAGAUUUCUAAAAGUCAAAUAAAUUUUAGCUUAUGCCUCUAAUGGAAGGAUUCUACAUGUCUAUUAUACAUGGUUUACUGAAAGAUUUUACAAUUUACAGUUUACUUUUUUAUUCAGAAAAUAACCAUAUGUAAUAAUUUUAUUCAAGCUUAGUUGGGCUUUUUUUUAAAGGAAAAUCUCGAUACUAAUCUAAAAAUGUAUAUUUCCAUAUGAAUUUGUUUUGUUUGAAGUAUGUGCUGCUUUUUUGUCCUGUUGGUGGCUGCAUGCAAUUUGAAUUACAGUUCUGCUGGUUCAGAACUUGGGAUGGAAAAGGGACAUCAUAUUCUAGUUUGUUUAUUUUGUUUGUUUUUUGUUUUUGGAAAAUAGGAACAUUUGAACAUUACACUGUGUUCAAAUGAUUGUCACAUUGUUUUAGAUUAUGUGUAGAUCGGGGAGUGUACAUUUACCCCAUUCUGUACAGAAACUGGUUCUUAAUUAUGUUCUUCGUGUGUGUGUAUAUCAGAAUCAUAAUAUAUAUAUGGACAAUACAACAAAUGCAAGGUAUUAUCGUUGACUUGGCUUUCCUCAUAUUUUCAUGGUAUUUAUUGAAUAGAAUUGUGAAUUUCCCUUAGCGACUUGUAAAAUGAAUUGUAAUUUAGACUGGAAUUAUGUUUAUAGGAAUGGAUUACCGGUAGAUUGUCGAGCUACGGUGACCAAUUUUCGAAAAACCAAGAUCGCUAGAAUGUUUUACUUGUAUAAACACUAGAUGUCUAGUUUGAUAGGAACAAUGAUUAAAGUUUUUGAUGUUGCUGAAGCAAAAAAAAGUAUAUAUAGAUAAUCCUAAUGAAGCGAAUGAAUGUACUUGCCAAUACACUUAGUAAUUUUUUGUCAAACAAUCAUAAUUAUUAUUAAUCAGACAGUUAGAGAUCUAUAAUGUGUGGCCAUGUUUAGUAAAAGUAGACAUAGUGGGUCGUAUUGAGAUUUGGAAAAUCUUAGUUAAAGACUGUGUGAUCUUUGUAAAAAAAAAAGAGAGUGCUAUUUCAUUAUAAUUGUUGAGGGUUGGGGGGGAUGGGAUGGUUGCUCAAUGCUAUUAUUCAUUUAUUUGUUAUUUUUUAUAUAUUUUAUUUCUGCGUGCGAAGCAUAUAUAUUAGAAGUGAUAAUGUCUUCCCGUUGUGUAGACUGUGUGUCUGAAGCUGUCUAUCUGAGUGUAUAUGAGAUAAGGCUGACACACUCAUCAAUAAUGUAUAAUUGUCCAAUAUUGAAAGAGAUUCUAAAAAAAUAUAUAUAUUUUGAAACAAGACUUGUCAAUUACAUAUAUGUGUAUCAGUGAA